Raphanus sativus (radish) is the source of this 3394-nucleotide messenger RNA. Its product is annotated as cationic amino acid transporter 6, chloroplastic-like. NCBI's taxonomy places the organism in Eukaryota, Viridiplantae, Streptophyta, Magnoliopsida, Brassicales, Brassicaceae. Gene Ontology annotation, biological process: amino acid transport; transmembrane transport. The transcript is spliced from 8 exons. The coding region runs from base 1310 to 3055 and encodes 581 amino acids. The record is from RefSeq and is a predicted model, not a curated record. Gene Ontology annotation, cellular component: plasma membrane. Gene Ontology annotation, molecular function: amino acid transmembrane transporter activity.
AAAGCAACGUUGCUUCUUGGACAGGUGUCAUGACUCUCUCUCUCUCUCUCUCUCUGGUUUAUUCGCGAAGAAGGAAGAAGGAAGAAGAAGCCAUGGCAGGAGUAUGACCGAUGACUCAGGAUUGGAGCCUGUGGUGACUCGGACUUUCAGCCUCGCCUCUUUCUGCCUCGACGGGUCCAAACUCACCGAGGAUCCCAACGGUGGUGAUCCCGCCCGUUUCGUCCUCAGAAACCUUCGAAUCCGUUUCCGGCACUACCGCAAAGCAUAACAAUGAUUGGUUCUCUGUCUCUCUCUCUGCCGAUUACGAAAUCGUAUGCAUCUGUGUCGAAUCAAGCAUCUGUUUUGAGAAUUGAUAGAUAAAAGCUUUGUUGUUUUGUGAUUGUAUUUGGAUUGAGAAGGAAAAAAAACCGCUGACUUUGUUUCUUUUCGUUCUCUAUCUCUCUCUCUGUUGAUCACGAAAACCGCAUCCAUCUGAGUCGAAUCGAAAGGAUGCAUCUGUUUCGAAUUGAAACAGCUGAGUCAGAUCGUAAGGUAAAUAAUUAGUGAAAGAGUGGAGCUCUCAGGUGGUGAUCACUAGCAUUACUAUAGGAGGCCUUCUAUUGCUUAUUGGAAGCCAUCAGAAAGAAAAGCCUAUGAAACCAUUGCUCGGCGAAAAGCUCAUUAAAGCUCAACUUCAGGCCUGACCCCUUAGGGCGAACAAGAUUAGGACGGACUGAAAGGCUACAUGCUUAUUCUAUAAAAGGAAAGAGGAGAACGAGAAGGAAAUUCACAGACAGACACUAAAAUACUGACAACAAAGUUUAGGAUUUUACUAUCAAUAGAGUUUCUUUGUACUGUCGUAUCGCUUUCACCAAAGCUCUGAUCUUGUUCCCUUUUCUUAUUCUUCUUGUAAUCACGUUUGUAAUCACAUACUGAUCAAUAAAAGAUCUUUGAAAAACCAAUAAUCGAGUUUAGUUUCGCCAAUCGAUUUAACCAAACUCGGAUUUAUAACUACCCCUGUUGAAAGCCUAAGUUACAAAAAAAAAAAAAAACUACCCCUGUAAAUUGUUAUGAUUUAUAUAUUACCCAUAUUUUAUGGUUUUAUUAUGCAAAUGCAAAUUAACACUACACCCGAUAAUAGUAGAAACAACAUAUGCUGUGUUAGUAUAUUUUAAACCCAAAAUGUAUUGUUAAUAUAUGUUCAAAUUAUAUGUUAAAUAUUCAAAAAUUUAAGCAUUUUUACUAGUAUAUAUAUAUAUACCCGGUCGUCAAGCUAAACAAACGACCUUACUUUUCUACGAUCAUAUAACGAGAGAGCAAAGAACAGAGCAUGUCAAAGUACUUUCACAGCCUCUCACAAACACCACACAGGCUCAAGUCCAGGAUGCUCGCCACGUGGACUCCCGACCAAGAGGUUACCCAAGUCCGACUCCGUUCAGGCGCCGACAUGAAGCGCAAGCUCCGAUGGUUCGACCUCGUCUCUCUCGGCGUCGGCGGAAUGCUCGGAGUCGGUGUCUUCGUGACCACCGGACCCGUCGCACGUGACAUAUCUGGCCCGGCAGUAUUCAUUUCCUACAUGAUCGCUGGUUUCUCGGCACUUUUGUCCUCACUCUGCUACACCGAGUUCUCAGUUAACGUCCCUGUCGCCGGUGGAGCUUUCAGUUAUCUCCGAGUCACUUUCGGUGAGUUCAUCGGAUAUUUUGGAGGAGUCAACAUACUAUUGGAGUACGUUUUGUCAAACGCGGCGGUUGCUAGAAGCUUUACGGAGUAUAUGUGUACCGCGAUUGGCGUUUCUGAUCCAAACGCGUGGAGAGUUAAAGUAAUUGGUCUUACGAAAGGUUACAAUGAACUUGAUUUUCCUGCGGUCGUACUUGUUCUUCUCCUCACUCUUUGCCUUUGUCAUAGCACGAAGGAAAGCUCCAUGCUGAACCUAGUGAUGACGGUGUUCCACGUAAUAUUCUUCGGGUUUGUAAUAAUUGCCGGGUUCUGUCACGGUGACGGAGUCAAGGCGCUGGUGGAGCCUCGAGGCCUUACUCCAUACGGUGCUCGCGGAGUGGUUAACGGAGCUGCCGUCGUGUACUUCAGCUACAUUGGGUACGACACCGUUUCCACUCUUGCUGAAGAGAUCCAAAACCCUUCCUUCAGUCUCCCCGUCGGAAUCAUCGGCUCCGUUUCAGUCGUCUCCGUCCUCUAUUGCCUCAUGUCUCUCGUACUCUGCGUCAUGGUUCCGUACAACGAGAUAUCAAAGAGCGCGUCGUACGCGGUUGCUUUUCGGAGGAUCGGGUGGGGUUGGGCAGGGAACGUGGUUGGUGCAGGUGCCAGUCUAGGAAUCGUGGCAUCGCUUUUGGUGGCGAUGUUAGGGCAGGCGAGAUAUCUCUGUGUGAUCGGAAGAGCCAGACUGGUCCCUUCAUGGCUCGCUAAGGUUCAUCCUUCUACAGGGACUCCCUUGAACGCUACUCUCUUUCUCGGCAUAUGCACAGCUACAAUUGCGUUAUUCACCGAUCUAGAAAUAGUGAUGGAGCUGAUUUCACUAGGAACGCUCUGUGUUUUCUAUCUAGUCGCAAACGCUCUUCUCUAUCGCAAAUACACUUUAACAGGCCAAAACGCACCCUUUCACACACUCUCGUUCCUUGCCCUCCUCUCUUCUUUCUCGCUAGCGUUCUCCCUCUGGUGGAAACUGAACAAACCGUGGUGGGGCCUGACGCUAUUUAUCGCUAUCACAAUAGCGGUCACUGCAUUUUUCCAAUAUCACACGUGGUCGAUCUCGUCUACGGCUAAUAAGAAUCUUCCGACACCUUCCUGUCCCUCCAAAUGGUCGGUUCCGUUCAUGCCGUGGCCGGCGGCAGCUUCAGUGUUCCUUAACGUUUUUCUAACGACAACACUGAAAACGCUGUCGUUUCAGAGGUUUGCGAUUUGGACGUGCCUUGUAACGAUGUUCUAUGUGUUGUAUGGCGUUCAUAGGACUUAUGAGGCGGAAGAGAUGGGUAGAAUAGAUGUUGUUGAAAUUCAUGUGACUAGCACGAGGGUGCAACCGGAAAAGUUGGACAAUGUUCAAAUGGCAAUUCCUUAUAUUUAGAUUUUUUUUUUCUUCUGUGUGUUUUUUUUUGAUUAACCUGGGGAUAUUCCGGAUCUAUGGAAGGGCCCAGACUAAUCCCCAAGGGGAGGUGCAGCUCACGGAUAGACCUUCUUUCCGGGUAUGCAAAUGGGCCCUAAAGCAUAGGCCCAUAUCUGUGUUGGUGUCCAGAAAUCAUGACUUAGUUCCCUCCAGCAGGGUUCGAACUCACAACCUGGGUGCAGGAAGAAGCCCGUCUUUACCAUUGGGCCAUGAUGUUCUGUGUGUUGAGUUAAGAAUAUCGGUAUAGUUGACGCCAAAUUUAUGUGGAUUUACGAAACAAUUAAAAUGAUCUAAGUGAUU